Molecule: messenger RNA, 632 nt
Organism: Phaeodactylum tricornutum CCAP 1055/1
Lineage: Eukaryota; Bacillariophyta; Bacillariophyceae; Surirellales; Neidiaceae
Exons: 1
Coding region: 68-598 (176 amino acids)
Biological process (GO): translation
Cellular component (GO): cytosolic large ribosomal subunit; ribosome
Molecular function (GO): structural constituent of ribosome; RNA binding
Source: RefSeq, a predicted model, not a curated record
UUUGGUUUUGUUUUCGACCUUCCGCUACUACUUUUAUCUCAUUCACAAAACACAUUCCCUUGCUAGCAUGUCGGAAACCAAAACAAAUGCCAUGCGGGAAAUUAAGGUCGACAAGUUGAUUCUCAACUGUUGCGUUGGUGAAUCCGGUGAUCGACUCACCCGUGCUGCCCGUGUGUUGGAACAACUGACCGGCCAGCAGCCCGUCUUCUCCAAAGCCCGUUACACUCUCCGCUCCUUUGGAAUCCGCCGUAACGAAAAGAUCGCUGUGCACGUGACUGUCCGUGGCGAGAAAGCACUCGAAAUUUUGGAACGCGGUCUCAAAGUGAAAGAGUACGAACUGUUGCAAAAGAACUUUUCCGACACUGGCAACUUUGGUUUCGGUAUCAACGAACAUAUUGAUCUCGGCAUCAAGUACGAUCCCACCACAGGUAUUUACGGGAUGGAUUUCUUCGUUUGUCUGACGCGUCCCGGUGCUCGGGUUGCCCGACGCAAGAUUCGUCAGGGGCGAAUUGGUUUCAAUCAUAAGAUUACCAAGGAAGAUUCUAUCAAAUGGUUUCAGGAUAAAUUUGAAGGCGUCGUUCUGGCGAAGGAAGCUUAAGUGUGUAAUACAAAGAAAAUUUUCACGCCUUUUU